Molecule: messenger RNA, 2996 nt
Organism: Mastomys coucha (southern multimammate mouse)
Lineage: Eukaryota; Metazoa; Chordata; Mammalia; Rodentia; Muridae
Gene: Zyg11b
Product: zyg-11 family member B, cell cycle regulator
Exons: 14
Coding region: 223-2457 (744 amino acids)
Cellular component (GO): Cul2-RING ubiquitin ligase complex
Molecular function (GO): protein binding
Source: RefSeq, a predicted model, not a curated record
ACCUCGCGAGGGGAGGCGGGGCGCAGCAGGCGCGGCGAGCGAGGCGGAGUCUGUGUGUCGGUCAGCCUGCGGCAGCGGCUGCUGUAGUUCAGAAGAGCGAGGCCGAGGCCUGGGCCCAGCCCGGAGCCGCUGCUGGACCCGAGCCUCCUGGAGCCCCCGCGCCGGCUGAUCCUAGCGGCGGGCUCGGGCUCCGCCUGUCACCGCACGCAGGACCGAGGCUGCAUGCCGGAGGACCAGGCCCUCGCAGCCAUGGAGGAAGCCUCUCCCUACUCCUUGCUUGACAUCUGCCUGAGUUUCCUGACCACUAACCUCGAGAAGUUCUGUUCAGCAAGACAAGAUGGAACACUGUGUCUGCAAGAACCUGGAGUGUUUCCACAGGAGGUGGCUGAUCGACUUCUUCAGACCAUAGCAUUUCAUGGUCUCCUGAAUGAUGGAACUGUGGGAAUUUUCAGAGGUAACCAGAUGCGCCUAAAGCGAGCUUGUAUUCGCAAAGCAAAGAUUUCCGCUGUUGCUUUCCGGAAAGCCUUUUGCCACCACAAGCUAGUAGAACUUGAUGCCACGGGUGUGAAUGCUGAUAUCACUAUCACAGACAUCAUAAGUGGCCUGGGUAGUAACAAGUGGAUCCAGCAAAAUCUUCAGUGCUUAGUACUCAACUCAUUGACUCUGUCCCUCGAGGAUCCAUAUGAGCGGUGCUUCAGCCGGCUUUCUGGUCUUCGAGCUCUAAGCAUCACUAAUGUGCUCUUUUACAAUGAAGAUUUGGCUGAAGUUGCUUCAUUGCCUAGACUGGAGAGCUUGGACAUUUCUAACACCUCAAUCACAGAUAUCACUGCCCUGCUGGCCUGCAAAGACAGACUCAAGUCUCUCACCAUGCAUCAUUUGAAAUGUUUAAAAAUGACUACCACCCAGAUCUUGGAUGUUGUCCGGGAACUAAAACAUCUGAACCAUCUUGACAUCUCAGAUGACAAACAGUUCACAUCAGACAUAGCCCUUCGACUACUAGAGCAGAAGGACAUCUUGCCCCAUCUUGUCUCCCUCGAUGUUUCGGGGAGAAAGCAUGUGACAGACAAAGCUGUUGAAGCCUUUAUACAGCAGCGGCCUAGCAUGCAGUUUGUAGGUUUGCUGGCCACAGAUGCGGGGUACUCUGAAUUACUUACCGGCAAAGGACACUUGAAGGUGUCUGGAGAAGCCAAUGAAACCCAAAUUGCAGAAGCGUUAAGGCGGUACAGCGAACGGGCGUUUUUUGUCAGGGAGGCUUUGUUUCAUCUUUUUAGCCUGACUCAUGUGAUGGAAAAAACGAAGCCAGACAUUUUAAAGCUUGUGGUUACUGGGAUGAGAAACCAUCCUAUGAAUUUGCCUGUGCAGCUGGCUGCAAGUGCCUGUGUGUUUAACUUAACUAAACAGGACCUUGCUUUAGGCAUGCCUGUCCGGCUCCUCGCGGAUGUGACCCAUUUGCUGCUCAAGGCCAUGGAACAUUUUCCUAAUCACCAGCAGUUACAGAAGAAUUGCCUCCUCUCACUUUGCAGUGACCGGAUUCUUCAAGAUGUUCCAUUUAACAGGUUUGAAGCAGCCAAGCUUGUCAUGCAGUGGCUUUGCAACCACGAAGAUCAGAACAUGCAAAGAAUGGCAGUUGCUAUCAUCUCCAUCCUGGCUGCCAAGCUAUCUACAGAACAAACUGCACAGCUUGGUGCUGAGCUCUUCAUUGUCAGGCAACUUCUUCAAAUAGUGAAGCAGAAAACUAAUCAAAAUUCAGUGGACACUACAUUGAAAUUUACUUUGAGUGCCCUUUGGAACCUCACAGAUGAAUCUCCAACGACGUGCAGACACUUCAUUGAAAAUCAAGGGUUGGAACUUUUCAUGAGAGUUCUAGAGUCUUUCCCAACCGAGUCAUCCAUUCAACAGAAAGUUCUAGGACUUUUGAACAACAUAGCUGAAGUACAAGAGCUGCAUUCUGAACUGAUGUGGAAGGAUUUUAUAGACCACAUCAGCAGCCUCUUGCACAGUGUGGAAGUAGAAGUCAGUUACUUUGCAGCUGGGAUCAUCGCCCACUUAAUAUCCAGAGGUGAACAAGCGUGGACCUUGAGCCGAAGCCAGAGGAAUUCUCUUCUUGAUGAUUUGCAUUCAGCUAUUUUGAAAUGGCCAACUCCAGAGUGUGAGAUGGUAGCAUACAGGUCCUUUAAUCCAUUCUUUCCACUACUUGGCUGUUUUACGACUCCGGGAGUCCAGCUAUGGGCAGUUUGGGCCAUGCAACAUGUCUGCAGCAAGAAUCCUUCAAGGUAUUGCAGCAUGCUGAUUGAAGAAGGAGGACUGCAGCAUUUGUACAACAUCAAAGAACAUGAGCAGACAGACCCCUAUGUGCAGCAGAUUGCUGUGGCCAUUCUGGACAGUUUAGAGAAACACAUUGUGCGCCACGGAAGGCCCCCUCCCUGUAAAAAGCAGGCCCAGGCCCGACUGAAUUGAUAGCCAUAGAUAGUUGGGUAACGAACAAAGAACGGGAGGCAUUUUUGUGGUUGGUUCAUUUGGAAUAGUGUGCUCUCUGGUGUUUGGGGGCGGGGUGGGGGGGUUGUCCGUGGUAAGAGUCCUGUAAUCCAUUUGGAAUUGGUAAUGUACAGUACUGCCCAUGUGAACAGUCUUGAUUUGUUUUGUGAUUUUUAACUUAUGAGGCAAGAAAGGUCUUCCUUCAAUAUCGUUUAUUAGGAAAUCUUGCAGUGUUGAACUUAACCUGUGCUUGAAAUCCUCCAGUUUCACGAUAAGCUGCACGCAGUGUUACGCAGACUUUCCUUGCAGGCGAGCAGGGCUGCUGACCUGACUUCAGCUCCGCCUCGCUAUAAUUUUAUAUUGCUUUUGUAAAAAUGCCCCCAUCCUCUGUCACAAGAUGCCCUUCUUUGUGUGAGUGGAAGCUGUUGUUUUUCUAGAAGCUUCUUGCUAUCAGGAGCCUGAAUGGCAGUCAAAGGAAUAUAAAAUAAAGAAAGACCAUGACAGAAGGACAGAGUUGAAAA